This is a messenger RNA of Penicillium olsonii, 957 nucleotides long. The record is from the annotation of a GenBank genome assembly. Lineage: Eukaryota; Fungi; Ascomycota; Eurotiomycetes; Eurotiales; Aspergillaceae.
AUGGUGAUAGCCCACAGAGCUCUGAGGGAUAAGUUGUUCCGGGAUAAACUGGCGUCGAGUACCGAUGCCGCCAUCCUGUUCGAUGCCGGGGGCGGCCAGGCCCAAGGUGGACGGCCGUAUCAAGAAGACCGCUGUACAGUGAUGUUUCCAGAACAAUUUCCCUCCAAGACCACCGACAAGAUUGCAUUUCUUGCAAUCUACGAUGGACAUGGCUCAGGUCUUGUUUCGGAUCAUGUCCACCAGAGUCUGCACCACACCAUCGCGCAACGUCCCGAGCUUGAGCGCGAGGAUUGGGCGGGGGCCAUCAAGGCAGCCCUUGCCGAGGAGGAUCAAAGGCUUUUGGAUCGGUUCAAGCAUGAGACGGCGGAGCCAGCGAUAUCCGGAUCCACGGUAGCGAUAUGUUGCAUCAAUCUCACCCAGGGCGAGUUGAUCGUCUCCAAUCUGGGCGACUCGCAUGUCAUCCUGGCCGAGCGCGAGGCGAAGACCGAGCACCCGUAUCACAUUCGACGUCUCACCGAGGCUCACAAGCCCGAGCAGCCCAGUGAGAAGGCCCGCAUCGAAGAGGCGGGUGGAGAAGUAAUCAACCGCAGCGGCACCCAUCGUCUCGGGAGCUUGAAUAUGUCCCGGGCGGUGGGGGACCUGCAGUACAAGAACCCGGUCAAUACGAUGGCGGCCCCGUCGGAGUCAGAGUCACGGGGGAAUUUCGUGUCCAAUGAUCCGUAUACCUCGCGGCGGACCCUGCACACGGACCGCCGAUACUUACUUUUGGUGGUCUCCGACGGAGUUACCGAUCGAGUGGAUGAUGCCAACCUGGUCCAGCACGUGAUGAGACUGUCGAUGCGGGGGAAACGAGCCAGUGAAAUUGCUCAGGAGAUUGCCACCAACAGUGCCAGUGGUCCUCAGAGUGACAAUGCGAGUUGUAUUGUGGCGAUGAUUGAUGGACGGGAGAGUGCAUAG